AUGAGACACAGUCCCCGUUCCCAGGAGUUAGAACCAGAAGUUGGCGUGGCCGAUGAUGCUGGUCUGGAGGAGGAUGCGACACAGUCCCCGUUCCCAGGAGAGUUAGAACCAGUAGUUGACGGGGCCGAUGACGCUGGUCUGGAAGAGGAUGAGGAGGAAUUGCCACCGUCCAUGUUCCUGGAGUUAGAACCAGAAGUUGACAGGGCUGAUGAUGCUGGUCUGAAAGACAAUGAGGAGGAUGUGACACAGUCCGUGUUCCCAGGAGAGUUAGAAUCCCAGGAGUUAGAACCAGCAGUUGACGGGGCUGAUGAUGCUGGUCUGGAAGAGGAUGGGGAGGAAUUGACACAGUCCAUGUUCCUGGAGUUAGAACCAGUAUUUGACGGGGCCGAUGAUGCUGGUCUGGAAGAGGGUGAGGAGGAUGUGACACAGUCCCCGUUUCCAGGAGUUAGAACCAGUAGUUGA
Mizuhopecten yessoensis (Yesso scallop) is the source of this 462-nucleotide messenger RNA. Its product is annotated as 30 kDa salivary gland allergen Aed a 3-like. The transcript is spliced from 3 exons. The record is from RefSeq and is a predicted model, not a curated record. Bases 1 to 462 code for a protein of 153 amino acids. NCBI's taxonomy places the organism in Eukaryota, Metazoa, Mollusca, Bivalvia, Pectinida, Pectinidae.